Sinocyclocheilus grahami is the source of this 626-nucleotide messenger RNA. RefSeq lists its product as uncharacterized. Lineage: Eukaryota; Metazoa; Chordata; Actinopteri; Cypriniformes; Cyprinidae. The record is from RefSeq and is a predicted model, not a curated record. The transcript is spliced from 4 exons. The annotation marks the transcript as partial.
CGCGCAUCCUUUUCAGUCAUGCACGCCUCCCUUCUCGUGCUUCUCCGCCCACUUUCUCUUUACUUGCAGUCGGACGAUAAUUCAGAAUACGCCGCUGUAUCCGAAGAGUUUGAGGAGAUGGAUGGAGAAUUAUUUACAGAUUCAAAGCAGGAUUGGGCCAGUGCAUCUGAAUCUGACUGGAUGAACGAGACGGGGAAAGGGAAAGGAAAACAAGGGGGGAAAAGAAAGAUGAAUCAACAAAACAGUAGCAAGAAGAAAAUAGCCAGAAGUAAAAACUUUAGGCUUCCAGACCUGAAGAAGAUGAAUGCUGAAUCAGUUAUGAAGCAGAUUAAGCCAGAAUGUGAACUGAAGGAAAACUGCUCAGAAACUGAUUUUAAUGAAGAUGACAGAAGGAGAAUGAAAGAAAAAACGAAAAAGCAAAGAUGCUUCAAGCAGAGUUACAACAAGAGACCAUUUUCCCACCAAAUAUCCAGUGUAAACGGGCAAACCAAGAAUAAAAAUGACACAGGGGUAGACGUAACAGAUGUCUUUCAAGAAGUCAGAAAUAAGAAACUGCUGGCUGUUCGUUGUGGAAAAAUGGCAGGUUGUCUGUACAGAAUAAAAUAUGACAAUGGUAAGUUUUGGGA